AUGCAUGCAUUACCAGAAUCGAAGUUCCAAGUCGACAGAGGCAACGUAUCAGACCAGGCCGAUGAGCUAGAGAUCGAUUCUGGCGAGGACGGAACCUCGCAGGAGAUCCGGGGGUGCGUGGAUUCGGAUGAUGAACGGAUCACCCUUUGUCUUUUGGAUGCUCGUGUUUCCCGAUGGGCUGAUGCAGCCGGGUUGAAUGGUUUUGCCCACAUGGAGCCAUAG
Molecule: messenger RNA, 222 nt
Organism: Aspergillus clavatus NRRL 1
Lineage: Eukaryota; Fungi; Ascomycota; Eurotiomycetes; Eurotiales; Aspergillaceae
Exons: 1
Coding region: 1-222 (73 amino acids)
Source: RefSeq, a predicted model, not a curated record